UGGAAAUAUAUUAAUAUUAGUAGAAAAAUUAUAAGUCUAAGUUCUUAUUGAGUGUUGAGGACAAAUGUUGUGAAGGUGCACUCAUGCAAAACAGGUAGAAGAUCCAUUACAAACUAACGGGAACUCCCUUUGGUCCAGUGGUUUCCAACCAAACAUCUGUACUAUACGGGAGAACCUGAUUAAUGUACAGUGGACCGUAUUUGGAAACAAACAGAAGACGCGGUUGCUAGCCUUACAAGUAGAAGAAAGGGUAAUUACGUUUGAGUCGCAUAGUGGGACUGUGAGUCGCUUUGCCCUAUCGUCUCAGUGUAUUCCGGUAAAGACUGGCCUUCUUGAGGUUGAGGAUUUGAAGGGCCAUUGGUUCCUGCGCCUGAUAAUUGCUGUUUUCUAUAGUGCUUUUCCUUUUCUUUCCUUGGUACUAAGUCUGAAGAAACGUCUUGGAUUUGCAAAUUAAUAAAAGAUAUCAACCAUACAAUAUAGCUAACAGAAUGGAACCAUGCGACUAGAUCUGGUUUGUUAUGGUAAUUCAAGGUUACUGACAGCACUCCGCUGAGAAAAAAUAUGAGAAAAAGACAGCAAAUAUGCAGAAACAUUUUAAAAUUCCAACUUGUUAUUUCUUGGUUGACUUUCUCGUAAGAAUCAUCUUCAGGUUGCCGAUAAUCGUACACAACUCUUGGUUGAAACAUGUUGAAUCCGCUGCUUUAAAAUUGAGGAUGGUUCUUUGAGGACGAUUCACUGUGAAUUUGGAAGGGAAGGAAAGAGGAUGGUAUUCGACGUCAGUCGGAAGGGAGAAGAUGGAUGGUAUUGAAACCAGCUACUCCCAUUCAAAUUCACCACCUUUUUUUUUCAGAAUCUUAAGAAUGAGUCAACCCGAAGAGAAUUUUGAGGAAACUGCUCCUUUAACGUCUGACGUUGCUCUUAAUCCUGAAGAGGAAUCAAGCAGGUGUCUUUGGCAACAACUAGAAAGAAAAAAAAGUGAUUUAAAAGUCUGUUCAUUGUUUUUCAUUGUGCCGUAUUCUAUAUAUUUUUGCAUUUUGUUUUGUGUUUACCUUUGUAACUUUUUGUCAACUGCAUACGCCAAAUAUGGCGAAACAGGGACAUCUAUAUACGGCUAUACAUAUACCUUAGGUAUAAAUGAAAGAAAAAUCAUUGAAGACAUUGCUCAUUUUCUUACACUUAUUCCUUGCUUGAUAUUUGGUCUUGCCUGCUUGGUUUUGAUUUUAAUUUACCUUCGACGUGUUGUUGUCAAGGUUGAAGUCAAUUCAAUUCCGAUGGAAAACUUGUCAAGAAAAGGAAAUUUGACGAAAAGGUAGCGUUACAAACGUUCGAAGUAUGACCCAAUCGACUGGCUCUUGCAGAAAUUCAAAUGUUUUCUUAAGAUGCCUGUUUGAGUUUCCUUUCAGGAAUUGAAUAUUUACAAGUAGAGUAGAGGUUCUACGGAAAUUGGAGCAAGUUCUAUCUGACAAGCGAAGCGACCUGCCUGUUGAAGACGAAUGAUUAUGAAAAUAUAUGGAGCAUCUUGUUCAACACAAUUAACAGAAGCAAUCACUACCCUUAAGAUGAUUGAUUAAAUUGUGGAUAUUGACAAAGUUGCAGUACCUAGUAUAUCUCUAAUUAAUUAUAAUUUAUAAUGUUCAUAUUUUUAAAGCGAAACCGACAAUUCUGUAUCGCAUUAUUAUGCACAUUCUUGCAAAGUUACAGGUUCUAUUGAUUUGAUGGAUAUAAAGAAACUACUUUAUUUAAUCAUGUCCUAAAUACAAAGUCAAAUCUCUUGAAUUCAUUUUUAUAUAAGCUUUUUUUUCAUUUCACUACCUGGUAUAAAAUCGAUCGAAUUCUACUUGUUUUGUUUAUUACUCGCGUCAUAAUAUAAUAAAGAUCGCU
Messenger RNA from Schizosaccharomyces cryophilus OY26, 1881 nucleotides. RefSeq lists its product as uncharacterized. The transcript is spliced from 2 exons. NCBI's taxonomy places the organism in Eukaryota, Fungi, Ascomycota, Schizosaccharomycetes, Schizosaccharomycetales, Schizosaccharomycetaceae. The record is from RefSeq and is a predicted model, not a curated record. The coding region runs from base 795 to 1313 and encodes 172 amino acids.